Molecule: messenger RNA, 1286 nt
Organism: Magnolia sinica
Lineage: Eukaryota; Viridiplantae; Streptophyta; Magnoliopsida; Magnoliales; Magnoliaceae
Product: peroxidase 24-like
Exons: 4
Coding region: 67-1095 (342 amino acids)
Biological process (GO): response to oxidative stress; hydrogen peroxide catabolic process
Cellular component (GO): plasmodesma; plant-type cell wall
Molecular function (GO): peroxidase activity; heme binding
Source: RefSeq, a predicted model, not a curated record
AACCUUUGUGGUUUGAUAUUAAUACACUGCAAGUAGUGUUUCAUUUAGUCAUUUGGGUGUGUAGAGAUGAUGAAGAUAAUCCUUGUUCUUUGUUUGGUUUCUCUAGCUGCGUUUGGAGAAUCCGAAGAUUGCAAUAGACGUAGGAUGAAGAUGCAUUUCCAUGGAAAAGGAGACUCUUAUGAAGGUGGGCUGAAGAUGAAUUUCUAUGGAAACAGCUGCCCUCAAGCUGAGAUGCUUGUGAGGAAUAUCACAUGGACACUCACAGCUGCUGAUCCUGACUUGGCAGCUUACUUCCUGAGGCUACAUUAUCAUGACUGCUUUGUUAGGGGCUGCGACGCAUCGCUGCUGCUUGACACAACUAAUGCCGGACCAUCCGAGAAGGAAACUGAGGACAACAAACCAUUAGAGGGUUUCGAUGAAAUUGAUGAAAUCAAGAGCCGAAUCGAAAAAGAAUGCCCAGGGAUUGUUUCAUGUGCAGACAUUGUUGCUCUGGCAGCCCGUGAUGGCGUUUCGUUUCAAUUUAGGAAGUCGAUGUGGGAUGUGUUGACUGGGAGAAGAGAUGGGACGAAAUCGGUUGCAGCUGACGUGGCAAAGAACUUACCUUCAGCAUUCUCAGACUUCGCCGCCUUACAAAGACUCUUCUCAAGCAAAGGGCUUGAUGUUAAGGACCUUGUGGCAUUAUCAGGUGCACACACCAUCGGUCAUGCACAUUGCAACUCAUUUGCAAAGAGGCUCUACAAUUUCACUGGAAAAGGCGACGCGGAUCCUUCUUUAGAUGCAGUCUACGCCAAAUCCCUGAGAAAAAAGUGCCCCAACCCCUUCGAUCCUCAGACCAUAGUCAUGAUGGACUUACGGACCCCGGACUCCUUUGAUGGUGCUUACUACAAGAAUCUUUUCCACGAUGAAGGGCUAUUCAAAUCUGAUGCGUCGCUUCUCACAAAUGGACAGUCAGCCAGCAUCGCCAGGCAGCUACAAGAUAAUGACCGCUUUUUCGCUGAAUUUGCUUACUCGAUGAAGAAUAUGGGAGCCAUCCAAGUGCUCACAGGGAGCAAUGGAGAAAUCAGGCGGCAAUGCCGUGUAGUAAAUCGUCAUUAAAAAUGUCCAUAGGUCGAUUGAAGCCGUCAAAUAAGUUAUGGUAUCAGUGGCCCAGUAACGCUCCACAUUGUAACUGUAGGACGAAAUAAGCACUACCCUCAUUUUGUAAUCUUUUGUUUGAUUUGAAUUGUCCAGAAUGUGCGAAAUCAAAUGUGAUAUUUGAAAAUAUCUAAUUAAAAUGUUUUCUCCAA